UGGGACCGGGUCCAUUCCUACGCGGACGGUUAAGAUCUAAUCUCGAAAUUGUACGCACAUCAGGUGCUACUUAUUAUCCCUCCCUCAGACUCGGUUAUUUUAGGGUUAGGAUUCCGUCUCAUUCGUGAUCUAACCAACUUCUGCAAUUCUCAUGGCUUCCGUUCCACCUCUCCCCAUGGAGGAGCAACCACCAACUACGGAGGAGCGACCAUCAAGUGAGAAGAAACAGGAACAAGAACACGAUUAUUUUCUGUCUCAUUUUGACGAAGAUACCGAUGAGGAAGAAAGCAGCCAGUCCGGUACUUGCGAAGCCGAGGAAUUUCGUGAGAUGACGGAUGCGGAGCAAAAAGCCUUUUCAGCUGCUUUCAAAGAGAGUGGUGGAUUUGAUGUUCCUCCUUUUCCUGGGGUUUAUUACAACGACCUAAUUACGCCCAUGAAUAUGAGUAAAGGUGGGCCGGAAUAUCUAUUCCGUUAUUCCGUGGCAGGGAUCGGCCGAUAUAAUGAAGAACAUGGAACCAACUAUGAGGUAGUCCGAGUGGAAAAGUGCAUGCAACAGGCUGCUCGCGGUAUUAAGUACUACAUAACCUUCCAUGCCAAGAAUAAGAUUGCUUCAGAGCAUGGCAGUGAUACUCCUAAAGCUGCUGAUGAUAGUAGCGAUAAAACUGAAAUCUUUGAGGCUUUGGUCUUGUUCGGUAUUCCAAAGGACAAAAAGGAUGAACCAAUCGAUGUGAUCUUUUGUAGGCUAAAGGGUACCAGGCCAGAUCUUUGAAAAUUUUGUGGAGGCGUUCAGCUGGUGGGUGAGAAGAGCACCAGAAGUUGAGCACGUCAUCUUGUUAAUGCUUCUUAUUUUAUAAUUUGAACCUCUAUCUAGAAUGUUUAUGUGUUAAGCGAUCUAAACUCAUCCGACGCUUUCGCUUACCGACUACAGUACUGUUGAUUAUAUAACUUUGUGCUGCUUCUAUGUUUAAUGAUUUAGCUAUGAAAACCACAUUAUCCUAAUUUCUUAUACUCAGCUUUAGGUGAGUUAGGGAACUUUUAUUCUGCUGUCACAGUGUUCAUGGCCCAUUUUCGCCCCAAAAGCUCUCGACGAGCUGUAUACGAAAUUAACAUCUAUAUAUCUAGUAGAAUGAAAUUUACGUCUGUAUUAUAUCUAGU
Molecule: messenger RNA, 1155 nt
Organism: Durio zibethinus
Lineage: Eukaryota; Viridiplantae; Streptophyta; Magnoliopsida; Malvales; Malvaceae
Molecular function (GO): cysteine-type endopeptidase inhibitor activity
Source: RefSeq, a predicted model, not a curated record